AUUUUUUAAUCUCAAUUUCUACUCAAGAUAGAAAAAGCAGAGAGAGAGAGAGAGAGAGAGAGAGGCAGAGAGUCAAGAUAAAUAAGAAGACAAAGAUUGGUGUCCUCUGUAGCACGUGAUCUCCCUCUCUCCGUCGCAUCGCCGCUGGUGUGCGUUAGGUGUCUGCAAGAAGAAGAAGAAGAAGAAUGGAGAAGAUAACGGGGCUUCUCAAAAUUCGGGUUAAGCGAGGCAUCGACCUCGUCGUCCGCGACAUCCUUACAAGCGAUCCUUACGUUGUCAUCUCCAUGGCUGAUCAGAAAUGUCAGACACGGGUGGUGAAAAACAAUUGCAACCCAGAAUGGAACGAUGAGCUGACUCUUUCCAUAACAGGCCCCAGUGUUCCAAUCAAUCUAGCUGUUUACGACAAGGACACCCUCACCGCGGACGACAAAAUGGGAGAGGCCAAGAUCGACGUCCAGCCUUACUUGGAUGUCAUAAAGAAGCGGCUGGAGAACCUCCCGACCCCCACCAUUAUCGCCCGAAUCCAGCCUUCCGGGGACAACUGCCUGGCCGAGGAGAGCUCGAUCGUGUGGAAAGACGGCAAGAUCUACCAGGACAUGGUGCUCGGGUUGCGUAAUGUCAAGCGCGGCAAGGUGGAGAUCCAGCUGGAGUGGGUCCAUGUCGCCGACAGCGCACGCCGGUGAGUCGGGUCUCCAGUGGCAAAACCUCAAAUUGUCAACCGUCACCAUUGGGUCAAAUCCUUAGACUCGAGUUGUUCUGCUUUAUAAAUAAUGUCUCAUUAGUAGAUGCUGAAUUGCAAGAAAUGUUAUCUUGUGAGUGAUCUUUUGACGAGCUAGUACUCAAUUGAAAGACUACCUGCUUUUGUGUUUGUGAAAACAUGUUUACACGGUCA
This is a messenger RNA of Eucalyptus grandis, 892 nucleotides long. Its product is annotated as protein C2-DOMAIN ABA-RELATED 7-like. The coding region runs from base 186 to 683 and encodes 165 amino acids. NCBI's taxonomy places the organism in Eukaryota, Viridiplantae, Streptophyta, Magnoliopsida, Myrtales, Myrtaceae. The transcript is spliced from 3 exons. The record is from RefSeq and is a predicted model, not a curated record.